Symbiodinium sp. CCMP2456 is the source of this 483-nucleotide messenger RNA. NCBI's taxonomy places the organism in Eukaryota, Dinophyceae, Suessiales, Symbiodiniaceae. The record is from the annotation of a GenBank genome assembly.
AUGAGGAACGUGAUGCUCUAUUGCGUCCUCAGCAGCAUCCUGCAGAUGAUGCGCCGCCUGGAAGACCCGUCGCAGGAGGAUGUGAUCCAGCGUGCCAAAGAGCUCGGGCUUACGGAGGAGUCCACCUACGUGUACCUCCGCUGGAGUCCCGAAGCGAAGGCUCACGUAAAGGAUCAAAUGGAUCCCUUCGAACACACCGUGGCAGUCCAGCUGGUGGAGAGGAUGAUGGGCUUCACAGCCUUUCCGGAUGUGGUGGGGCGGUUUCACGCGCUACGUCCGUUGACAGAGAAUCUGUCAUCGGACGUGAUCCCCUUCCUCCUGGUCCUCCAAAAUCGGUCAGAAGCCAGUCAGGAAAUGUACAAGAUGAUGCGACGCCUCUGUCGCAAUGCAGCCACCCACCUGGUGGCAAUGACCAUACGCCCGUCCAAAUUGGGGCGUUCUCCAUUGGCCCAGCAGGUGGAGCGCAUGGCCCCGCAGCUGUAA